AUGGUGCAAGAGUGCCAGAAGCUUGGUGACUCAGCUAUUUGUCUUUCAGCGGAAAGUGAUUUAGGUCCCGUCAAAGAUGGAAAAGCAAACAUUGAACUUAUUGUGCUAAAAAGACCAAGCGCUACUGCCAGAGGAAACUGUGCAAGCACUCCCUAUGAUUACAUCUUUGAAAGGGUACUGCACGAGCUCAAUGAUCUAGGUAGCCAGUUCCCAAUCACUGUUAUUUACUGUAAGUCUAUGCAGUGGAUAGGCUACGGAUACCAGCUGGCCAGAGAAAUCCUGAAUAACAAGUUCUAUGUUUGUGAUCAGAUUCCAGAAAAUGCACGGUUGAAACAGAUGAUCCUGGAUAGUCUUCAAAAGCCGCCAGAGCAUUGCAGCAUCAGACUGGUAUUUGCAUCAGUGGCUCUUGGCAUGGGAGCAGACCUGCAGCAUGUCAAGCGUGUGAUACAUGCUGGCCCGCCAUCUUCAUUAGAAACAUAUGUUCAAGAAAUCGGACGGUGCGGAAGAGAUGGUGCACAUGCUAAUGCCAUCCUGUACUACAAUAACAGUGACCUAGGUUUCAUCAAGAUUGUGCCAAAAUUAUGGCUUCUAGGAGUGUUGGCAAGCUAA
Mya arenaria is the source of this 609-nucleotide messenger RNA. RefSeq names its product ATP-dependent DNA helicase RecQ-like. Gene Ontology annotation, molecular function: four-way junction helicase activity; 3'-5' DNA helicase activity. NCBI's taxonomy places the organism in Eukaryota, Metazoa, Mollusca, Bivalvia, Myida, Myidae. The coding region runs from base 1 to 609 and encodes 202 amino acids. Gene Ontology annotation, biological process: double-strand break repair via homologous recombination. The record is from RefSeq and is a predicted model, not a curated record. Gene Ontology annotation, cellular component: cytoplasm; chromosome; nucleus. The transcript has 5 exons.